This is a messenger RNA of Leptopilina boulardi, 1022 nucleotides long. RefSeq lists its product as uncharacterized. The record is from RefSeq and is a predicted model, not a curated record. Lineage: Eukaryota; Metazoa; Arthropoda; Insecta; Hymenoptera; Figitidae. The transcript is spliced from 3 exons. Bases 270 to 608 code for a protein of 112 amino acids.
AAAGUUAUUGGAUUUAAAUGGUCGCUUGACUUGAGUAGUACAUAUAAUAGUUGUACAUUUUGUGAACGUUCUUUGUAAACAAGAAAAAACCACGUGUUGAAACGAGAAAAUCGAAUAAUUCUUCAUCAAACUUUUUGUUGGCUGUACAUAAUAUAUAUUUUUGUAAACAAAGCCUACUGCUAAAUAUAAACAAAAGUAUUUAGAAAAGUGAAUAUAUAUAUAUUUAUAUAAAGUUUUGGAGAUUAUAAAAUAUAUUAUUUUAUAUAAAUAUGAAGGAAACUAUUCGUAAUAUUCCAAAAUCAAAUAAUGAAACAAUUGCAUAUUUGCGAUUAGUUAUUGAUAAUCCACAAACUGCAAUUGUACAACAACAAAUUAAUGGCAAUAUUGCUAAGAUGCUGAUUAUUUUACUCGAUGGUAAACAGAGGCUUAUUACAUUUGAUAUUCCAAUUCAUCAAUGUACUACUGUUCAAGAUCUAUUAGAAUUGGUAAAAGUUCUCAUAGGCACCGAGAAUAUGAUUUAUCUCGUAAACGAUCCAGUUCAAGGAAUAAAUUAUAUCGUUGAAGAACAACCACCGGCAAUGGAAUUAUCAAAUCUCAGUUUAAACUAAAAAAAAAAAAAAAAAAAAAAAAAAAUACUUAUUUAUUUAAUAAAAUAAAUAAUUUUUUUAUUUAAUAAUUAUUAUUAAUAAUAAUUAAUUAUUAAUUAAUAAUAGUAAUUAAUAAUUAAUAAUUACUAUUAUUAAUUAAUAAUUAAUUAUUAUUAUUAUUAUUAAGUAAUAAUUAUUAUAAUUAUUAAAUAAUUAAUUUUUUUUAAUUAAAUUACUAAAUUUAUUAAUUAAUUUAGUUAAUUAAUUAGUUGCUUUAUUUAUUAAAUAAUUUAUUUGCUAAUUAAAUUUUUCUUUACUGUUUUCUUUUUUUUUUUUUAGAAUAAGUUAAUAAUUAUAUUUUUAUAAUACAAAAAUAUUGUAUUUAAAAGAAUGCACUUUCUGUAAAAAAAAAAAAUAAAUUUUUUCAUUUCUCCA